This is a messenger RNA of Quercus robur (English oak), 2040 nucleotides long. RefSeq lists its product as uncharacterized. Gene Ontology annotation, biological process: lipid homeostasis. Bases 302 to 1120 code for a protein of 272 amino acids. The record is from RefSeq and is a predicted model, not a curated record. The transcript is spliced from 9 exons. Gene Ontology annotation, cellular component: endoplasmic reticulum; membrane. Lineage: Eukaryota; Viridiplantae; Streptophyta; Magnoliopsida; Fagales; Fagaceae.
GUAACCCAAAAACACACGCGUAUAGAAUCGCAGAUUGGGUGACCCACUUUGCUUUGCUUUGGACCAAAGCUCAAUUCUCAUUCGUACCCUUUCUGUCUGUCUGUAUUCUUUUUAAUCUAUCUUUCUCUCUCCCCUUAUCUGAAAACCGAUACCCAUAAUUUUCCAGCAACUUCCUUUUCUUCCAAUAUUCAGUCUUCCACGGUAUUUAUUCACCAAAGAGGCAAAAAAGCAGAGAACAAAGAGAAGAAGAGCAUUACACAAUAGAAAGAGUGUCUACGUAUUUGCUAAAGAGUAUCCUGUAAUGCUGGUUUCUGAACAGGCAACUAUGGGAAUCACACUGUACCAAAACCAUGCUGAGCAGCUGCUAAAGGAUUAUGUACUUGCAGAUUCAUUUAUACCUUGUACUUCCAUCAUUGGUGGAAUUUUUGCUUCCAAAGUGGUCUAUGAUCUUACCCAGACGAUCAGUGCUAUUUACUUCAAGAGCUAUGCCAGCCUUUCAAAAAUGCAGCGUGUUGAGUGGAAUAACAGGGCCAUAUCGACUCUUCAUGCCAUUUUUAUCACAACUAUAUCAUUAUACUUUGUGUUCUGGUCAGAUCUCUAUUCUGACCAAUUUGCUGGCCUUAUUACACUUCGAUGUUCUCAACUGUCCACAUUUGCCUUGGGGGUUUCGGUUGGUUACUUCCUGGCUGACCUUGGGAUGAUCUUAUGGUUUUAUCCUGCUCUAGGUGGAUUUGAGUAUGUGAUUCAUCAUCUUCUUUCAAUAGCAGCAGUAGCAUAUGCAAUGUUAACUGGGGAGGGGCAGCUAUACACCUACAUGGUUCUUAUCUCUGAGACGACCACCCCUGGGAUCAAUUUGAGAUGGUAUCUUGAUGCAACUGGAAAGAAGAGGUCUAGAGCAUAUGUCAUAAAUGGGGUCGUUAUAUUCUUUGCUUGGCUGGUUGCCAGAAUAAUCCUGUUCAUGUAUCUUUUUUACCAUUUCUACUUGCACUAUGAUCAGGUUCUGGGAGAGGUCAUGGUGGGUAGUCUUACCCUCUAUUUAAUGGAAAGGCUGAUUCCUGGACUUGAAGCCUCGACCUGUUGCUUUUGGUGGAACGAACUUACCUUCGCACCAACGCACUAACAUAUGAGAAGCUUAAUUUGCCAAAUUUUGUCGUAUCUUGUUUUUAAUCAUGUCAGAAAUGAUUGGGUCACAGUCUCCACUUUGUGCAUCAUAAUUAAUGAUUCAUUUUUCACCAAGAUGAUGGAUGAAAGGAAUUAGUCUUUAGGACCGAAGUACUAUUUGGUUUGAUUUUAGGUCCUGACUUUUGAAGACUUUCAUAAUACCAUCAACCAAACACGUUCAUGCGGAAAAUUACAUAUCAUAAAAUGGGUUAAUAGCAUGGUACUCCAUCACCGAUAGACACAAUAUUUAGUGACAGUUAUUGGUAGAUAAAGAAUGUUUGCAUGGAUCUGUCACAUACAAACUAAAAUUGAUAUCCAGAUAUUUCCAUUUUUUGGUAUCCAUUUGCUUAACUGAAUGGAACUUGGCCAAUAUGCAGAAUCAUUAUGUAUUCAUGUUAUUGUUCUCUCACCAAACAGGUUAAGCAGUUGCGGAGCGUUGGGUUAUUGUUAGUAUCUGUGGUGCCAUUGGUGCUAACUGUCAUGAACUUGAUGUGGUUCGCGAAGAUAGUCAAGGGAUUAAAGAAGACAAUAGCCAAGACGCAGUGAAGGAUACAUCAAUUACUGACAUUUUGACUGCAAACAUGAUUGGAAGGCUUAAACCAUUAUCAUCAUCGGCUUCAGCAUUUUCUCCUCUGUACUUUCCAUUCUCCCACGUGUAAAUGGCAUAGCAGUUAAUAGGCAGUCAUGGUUUAUGAUCAAUGUGAAUAUAGGUACCUAGAAAAGAUACCUACCUCUUCAUAAACCCUUGUUGUGCUAUUAUAUUAAGUACUGAUCUUUUCAGAAAUGAAAUAUGACAAAAACUGUCAUCUACAGGUUUUUAAUUACCAACUCAGAUAAUUUUCUGCGGAUGAAGUAGCAUGAAAGAAUCUUUGUGAGUUA